Molecule: messenger RNA, 2010 nt
Organism: Candoia aspera
Lineage: Eukaryota; Metazoa; Chordata; Lepidosauria; Squamata; Candoiidae
Product: neuronal PAS domain-containing protein 4-like
Exons: 8
Coding region: 1-2010 (669 amino acids)
Biological process (GO): regulation of transcription by RNA polymerase II
Molecular function (GO): RNA polymerase II transcription regulatory region sequence-specific DNA binding; protein dimerization activity; DNA-binding transcription factor activity, RNA polymerase II-specific
Source: RefSeq, a predicted model, not a curated record
AUGACCAUCUUGUGUGAAAACUGCAGCAAGCCAGUCAGAAGGCGAGAACGCCAGGUCUCUGCUCCUAUAUCUGUCUCCAGGAGGAAGCUCUGUACCCCAAGGCCUUUCAGAUCAACAAAAGGUGCCUCCAAGGCUCGUCGGGAUCAGAUCAAUGUUGAGCUGCAGACUCUUCGCUCUCUCCUGCCUAUCUCAGAGCAAGAGAAGGAACAACUUUCAUAUCUCCACACCAUGGCUCUGGUCUGCUUCCACAUACGAGAAACUCAAGUUUUUCCUUCUGGCUCACAUCAAAUGACACCCAAGGAACCACCUUUUGCUGCUGCUGCUGCUGCAGAUCCAGAACUGGUGCAUUCGCUCUCAGGGUUCAUUCUAGCUCUCACCGCAAAGGGCAAACUGGCCUAUAUCUCUGAGAAUGUACUGCAUUUCCUUGGGUUUUCUGUGGUAGAACUCCUAGCACAAGGCAACUCCGUCUUCGACCUCCUGAACAGCACAGCCAGCCGGAUCAUGCAAGAGCAGCUCUGCUUUGCCCAUCAGCAUCCAGGCACUGAAAUUGAGUUCAUCACUGAAAUGUGUACCUCAAGAGCCUUUCGGGUUAAGUAUGGAAGGAACCGUCCAAUAGUCAUACGGGGCAGAUUUCUCCCGCUUGACACACAGUUGACUUCCACCUCUCCUGUGUUGACUUUUGUUGCUUUCUGUGCUCCCGUCCCUCAUGUGUUUGAAGAAGGGGACAAUACUUCCCAGAACUCCACUUUCCAGACCCAGCAUACAUUGGAUAUGAAGAUUGCUGAGAUGACUGAAAAUGUUAUUUACCACCUUGGUUAUAAGAAAGAAGAAUUAGUCGGUCAGUCUUGGUAUUCUCUCCUGCAUCCUGAAGAUACUGGAAGGGGUGCAGAGAUGCACAGAAACCUGAUGCAGAGUUCUGGGAAACACGAUCAGCAUGUAAUCAUACGUUUACGCUGCAAGGACCUGAGCUGGAUCUGGGUGCAAAUCACUGCAGUGAGGGAGAAUGGAAAAGGAAAGCUGAUCACUUGCAUAAAUCACAUCCUCAGGGACAAAGAAGCUCUCUAUAUCCAGAACCAAGACCUCUCACCCAGAGUUGUUUCUCCAGCUUCCACAAAACAAAGCUAUUGUUCUGGAAAAAGACUGCAGCAGUUGAAGCCAAAUGAAGUCAACGUUUUCCUCCAAGAGGCAGGGGCAGCCAGGGAAGGGGCACGUGAAUAUUCCCCUUCUCAACUUCCAGGGGCUUCUAAUAUAAAAAUGCUUCCUGCUCCUCUUCAGCCUCCAUUUCCAAUCAGUAUGACUGUCCCUAGCAUGAAGACUGAAUCUGUCAGCCUGCGAUUGUCUCAAGAAACCCAAUUUCCCUUUUUCCCUCCUGAAGGGCACACAAAUCUCUCCUGCCCAGAAAGAGAGGGUAGGAUGACCUCUUUCAGCCCUGGUGGUUUCUGCUCCCCAGAAGACACAUUAUCUUCCCACAGCAGCUUUUCUGUGGACUCUUCUCCUUUACUUGAAGAAAGGCCAUCUACAGGAUUGUUCCCAACAACGAACGUGAGCCCUGAUUCAGAUAGAUGGACUAUCAGUAUGCUGGCUGAUCAAAUCCACUCCCUGGCUGAAAUCUUCUCUCAAUACACAAAGCAAAGAUCUCAGGAAUCUCUUGGCAUUCACUGGCCUGGGCAUCCUGCUGAGGCUGUCCCUCUAGUGGCAAGACAGGAUUUGGGGGCUAAUGGAGCCACUGACUUUUCAGAAGAAAUCUCUGUAGAUGAAGGAAUCAUCACCAGUAUUUUAAACAACUUCCUAGAUCAUGAUGUCCAGAACCAAGCCACUUUUGAACAGAGACUACCAGGCCAUUUUCACAUAUCAAAUACCCAGUUGCAGCUUUCUAUGUACCAGACUCCCCUACCAGAAGCAACUCCUUUGCCUUUCCCUGUAUCAUCUGAUUCCUAUCUGUCUGAUUCCCAGUGGGAUGGAAAAUUCCAUAACAUGUAUCAGCAAGGUACAGCUCCCCUUUUAUCAUAG